Molecule: messenger RNA, 2501 nt
Organism: Xenopus laevis (African clawed frog)
Lineage: Eukaryota; Metazoa; Chordata; Amphibia; Anura; Pipidae
Gene: exoc5.S
Product: exocyst complex component 5 S homeolog
Exons: 18
Coding region: 223-2349 (708 amino acids)
Biological process (GO): exocytosis; Golgi to plasma membrane transport
Cellular component (GO): exocyst; cytoplasm
Source: RefSeq, a predicted model, not a curated record
GAAAGCUUCAGCAGCUGGAAGCGCGUCACUUCCGGAAUCUGUCACUGUGUAUCUUUACUUCCGGUACUGCCCCUACUGACAAUGGCCGCUACCUGAUUCCAUCCCAAAGGCCGGAGUGAUACAUGGCUUCGCCUCUGGUUGAUACCUAGAAGCAGUGCUGUGUGACUGAGCUGGAGUGAACUGCCCUUGUCGUCUGUAGAAUCAGUGCUCGUCUCGCUCAGUAUGGCGGCUACAGCGGAACUCUUUGAGGAGCCAUUUGUUGCAGAUGAAUAUAUUGAGCGACUGGCAUGGAGAACACCAGGAGGAGGAUCAAGAGGAGGAGUGGAAUCAUUUGAUCCUGAAAGAUUAUUAGAACAGUUUGUUAAUCAUAUUGACGAACUUAAGUUAGUGGAUGAACGAAUUCAAAGGAGAGUGGAGAAAUUAGAGCAUCAGUGCCAGAAAGAAGCAAAGGAGUUUGCCAAGAAAGUGCAAGAGCUACAGAAGAGUAACCAGGUAGCUUUCCAGCAUUUUCAAGAACUUGAUGAACACAUCAGUUAUGUGGCAACUAAGGUGUGUCACCUUGGUGACCAGCUUGAGGGGGUAAACACUCCCAGGCAACGCGCUGUGGAGGCUCAGAAACUGAUGACGUAUUUUAAUGAGUUUCUAGAUGGUGAACUGCGCUCCGAUGUUUUUAACAACCCUGAAAAGAUAAAAGAGGCAGCUGAUAUCAUUCAGAAACUGCAUUUAAUUGCCCAAGAGCUUCCCUUUGACAGAUUUGCAGAAGUAAAAUCAAAGAUUGCAAGUAAAUAUCAUGACUUGGAGCACCAGCUGAUUCAAGAAUUCACAAGUGCACAGAGGAGGGGCGAAAUAUCCCGCAUGAGAGAAGUUGCUGCAGUUUUACUUCAUUUCAAGGGCUAUUCCCAUUGCGUCGAUGUGUAUAUAAACCAGUGUCAAGAGGGGGCGUAUUUGAAAUAUGAUAUAUUUGAAAACUCUGCUGUGUUGUGUCAGCGUGUGAAUAGAGAAGUUGGCGAUAUAUUCAGUAAUCCAGAAAUUGUUUUGGCAAAGCUUAUCCAAAACAUUUUUGAAGUCAAGAUUCAGAGCUGUGUAAAAGAGCAGCUGGAUGAAUGCAGGAAAUCUGAUGCUGAACAAUACCUUAAGAGUCUUUAUGAUCUGUACACAAGAACUACAGGUCUCUCCAGUAAACUGAUGGAGUUCAAUCUAGGAACAGACAAGCAGACAUUUUUGUCAAAGCUGAUCAAGUCCAUUUUCAUCAGCUACCUGGAGAACUAUACUGAUGUUGAAACUGCCUACUUGCGAAGUCGAAGUUCAGUGAUUUUACAGCGUUAUUAUGACUCCAAGAAUCACCAGAAGAGACCGAUUGGAGGUGGGGGAAUUCAAGAUCUAAAGGAAAGAAUAAGGCAGCGUACGAACCUUUCUUUGGGACCUAGUAUUGAUACACACGGAGAGACAUUUUUAUCACAAGAAGUUGUGGUUAACCUGUUGCAGGAAACAAAGCAUGCCUUUGAGCGAUGUCAUAAACUUUCAGAUCCAUCCGAUCUCCCAAAGAACGCUUUUAGAAUAUUUUCCAUUCUCGUGGAUUAUUUAUGCAUCGAGCAUAUUGAUUAUGCUUUGGAAAUAGGUUUAGUAGCAAUACCAUCUCCAGAUUCCAAGAAUGCCAAUCUAUAUUUUUUUGAUGUUGUGCAUCAGGCCAAUACGAUUUUCCAUUUAUUUGAUAAACAAUUCAAUGAUCAUCUCAUGCCAUUAAUUAGUUCCUCCCCAAAACUUACGGAGUGUCUUCAGAAGAAAAAAGAAAUUAUAGAACAAAUGGAGGUGAAGCUAGAUACUGGAAUUGACAGAACAAUAAAUUGCAUGGUUGGCCAAAUGAAACAAAUUCUGGCAGCAGAGCAAAAGAAGACUGAUUUCAAACCAGAAGAUGAAAACAAUGUAUUAAUCCAAUACACUACAGCAUGUGUGAAAGUUUGCCUUUAUGUCAGAAAGCAAGUGGAGAAAAUAAGGAACUCAAUGGAUGGAAAGAAUGUGGACACUGUGCUUAUGGAGCUGGGUGUGCGCUUUCAUCGUCUCAUUUAUGAGCAUCUCCAGCAGUUUUCAUACAGCUCCAUGGGAGGCAUGCUUGCGAUUUGUGAUGUUGCAGAAUAUAGGAGAUGUGCCAAGGACUUCAAGAUUCCACUUGUGCUGCAACUUUUUGACACUCUUCACUCGCUUUGCAACCUCCUGGUGGUGGCCCCUGACAACUUAAAGCAAGUUUGCUCAGGGGAGCAGCUUGCCAACCUAGACAAGAAUAUCCUACAUUCCUUUGUACAGCUGAGAGCCGACUACAGACCUGCACGACUUGCCAGACACUUCAGUUGAAUAUUUCGGGCAGGACAUGAGUGUGGUACAUCAGUGCCAGGCCGUUGCAUCUGAGAAUGCACAGGGAGUUUCUCUUUAGUAAUUAGAGGCAGUAUCUGGUGAGCAGAACAAUGACAGCCACACUCAUAGUAUAUUUUAUCGGUAAAGUGGGG